Messenger RNA from Lachancea fermentati, 1506 nucleotides. The record is from the annotation of a GenBank genome assembly. NCBI's taxonomy places the organism in Eukaryota, Fungi, Ascomycota, Saccharomycetes, Saccharomycetales, Saccharomycetaceae.
AUGUGUCAAAGGGUAAAGAAGUCAAAAAAGCAAAGAAGGAUUGACCAGUUCAAGUUUGUCAGAGAUUUCUUACUUACCGAGAUCCACACUGGUCAUGGAAGAGGGAGCCAGAACAGGGAAGAAGAUGAACAGGAAAUUUACGAGGCCAACCAUGAAUUAGAGCAAAUCCUCAACAUGUUGCGAUUGUUUUUACAUCUUGAAAAGUUCAUGGCAUUCUCUUUGCUAGCUUGCCUAAACUGCUUUCUCUAUUAUUUCACUAUUGUUCCAGCACGAAUCAUUUAUAGCUGCUGUAAUAAGACUGGGCUACGGAAUGCUUACAAAGAGUACACGAUGGUUUUUCUAAUAUCAGGCGCUUCAAUAAUUUUAAGUGGCCUUGAUACAUCAAGAGUUUAUCAUCGCAUAAAGGGCCAGAGUGCCAUCAAGCUAUACAUGAUGUUUGGGGUAUUGGAGAUGUGCGACAAAAUGCUGUCUUCCGUGGGACAAAGUCUCAUAUUAGUUGUACUCACAAAAAACAAAAGACAUUCCAAAAUCGAGCUUGGUUUGCUGAACUUUGCUGCCUUAGUAUAUUUGAUUUGCCAUGCUUUCAUUUUGAUAUAUGAGACAAUUGCACUGAACGUUGCAGUAAACUCGUAUUCCAACUCGCUUCUUACAUUACUACUGUCAAUGCAGUUUGCAGAGAUAAAAGCAUCCGUAUUCAAGCGGUUUGACAAGGAAGGGCUUUUUCAAAUAACCAUUGCGGAUAUCAUCGAAAGAUUUCAACUUUUUAUUUUACUGACAAUUAUUGCGAUACGCAACCUUGUCGCUACAGGAAGAUCUCUUUCUACGCUAGUGCCCAACUCUUGGACGCUUCAUUCAACUUCCUCAGUCAUGAUAGGCGUUCUCUGCGGACCCAUGAUUACAGUUGUUGGCAGCGAAAUUGUCGUUGAUUGGGUCAAGCAUGCGUACAUUACUAAAUUCAAUAGAAUGAAACCUAAAAUUUACGACAGAUUUCUCUCUAUUUUAUGUCAUGACCACUCAACGAAUUUACAAAAAUUCCAGACUAGAAUCGGUUUACCUGUACCUGCGCUUGUGGUCCUAUUUAUUGUUCUGAUAAGGCCUACACUAAAACAGAACUUUGAAGAUUCAUCAGCGUCCCCAAUUGGAACUGUGAUUAUUUUUGUUCUUGGGUUUAUUUGUCUAAUGCUGUCAAAAUUUGUAUUGCAAUUAGCCCUGGCGAAGUGGGCACAAGCUCUCCAGGCUGCGGAAAGCGAUAAUUCUCAAGUAAAUUUCGAAGAAUUUUACGUUCCAGGGAUGCUAUCGUCGGGAAUGGGUAAAGUUGAUGAUGAAAUGCGAUCGAAAGUACACUCGAGAAGCUCUAAGUCUCAACCAGAGGAAGGUAUUCGUGAUAGUAAGAAAUUGCAUUUACCUCCAAGUUUAAAUGAAUUGAGAUCGAAGAAAGAUUCCAAGCAUCCACAUUCCUUAAACCAGGUAUCUCGUUACAAGAUGGUUUCUAAACGCAUAUGGUAG